Messenger RNA from Rhagoletis pomonella (apple maggot), 3601 nucleotides. RefSeq lists its product as uncharacterized. Lineage: Eukaryota; Metazoa; Arthropoda; Insecta; Diptera; Tephritidae. The record is from RefSeq and is a predicted model, not a curated record.
AAAGUUCUGUAUUUUAAAAUUCUGUCAGAACCAAAUGAUGUAGAAUAAAAAUUCUAUAUACGUUCUCUGGUAUUACAGCGUUAUUAAUAGCAAAGUGGUAUAAUAGUUUCGAAAUUCGUAUACGCUGCAACUAUUUUGCCACAGAUGUCCCGCCGCGCCGGCCAGGUGGCAACUACCGUUUUUAGUAAAGGCAGCCAACUUCAUUGGCAAGCCAAUAUUCCAACUACAUUUUUUUUUUUUUACCUGGAAGAAAUUGCAUAUAAAUUCUAGGUUUUUUGCAAAGGUGACUUCUUUUGCCUUUGAGGUUACGUCAAAAUGGUUAGCUUAGAUCUUGCAAUAUUGCUACAAGUUUGGUUCUAUAGAAAGAAUACCAAGGCGCGUGAGAUGCGCCGUGGAGAUUAGCAGUUUGCCCCCGAAGAACAACCGCAACAAUCACAAAAUCCAAACGACCUGCAAACAACUAACAACUCGGACAACAAUCAAUCUCUUGCUAUCACUACUACAAGCAGUGGAGAUGACCAUCUGCUCACCGCCAUUGCUGAUGAUGAACAUUUCAACAGCUACGCGAAUCCUGAAUACAAAAAAUAUCAUGAUAACAAAGCCUUCCAAUAUCACCUUAAUAACAAUACCCUAAAUAAAGGGAGAGAGGCAUCUAGAAAAAUGCUUGCCGAUGAAAGAGGAGACUGCGCUUUAGAUUCAGUGGUAAUUGUCAAGCGGCCUGAUAGCAUAUCGCGAUCAUCUUCGAGUCGAGCCAGGCCUGACUCUCCCAAUAAUAAGGGAUCUAUGUCUGCUAGAGAUGGUGGAAGAGGGCGUCGUAAAUGUCGAUGCCAACAUGGCGAUACAGUGCGACAACGACACAAUGCUACACAAACGCCGGACUCGGUUUUAAGUUGGAGUCAAUUGCAUAGCUGUCAUGGCCAUAGCACUACAAUGGAUUGCUGUGCAAAUCACCAAAAAUCAAACAGCUGCUGUGGUCUGAUAAAUAGCAACUUGAAGUCUGGCGAAAUCACGUGUCACUGCCAUAUCACGCAUCACUGCCACCAUUAUUCACCUGGAAGUGGUGAUGGAGGUGAAAGCAGACCUGCGAAACAAUGUGAACAUAGUAAUCGGACAAGUCGCACAUUUCAUCAACGUCAUCAUGCCCACCAUCAUCGACACCAACACCAUCAUCAUCAUCGCCACUUACAACGGGAACAGCAUUAUCGAAAUAAAAACAACGUCCGCCGACUUCCAGGUUAUAAUAGUAAGUCUUCCUAUGAUUCCAGUGACGAUCUGCAGCAAUCUAGUGUGGAUACUGGUGAAGAAAGAUUGCAUGAAAUAGCAAUUGAAAUAGAUGCAGCUACAAUGACUGAAGACAAUACAAGCACUGCCAAAUUUUUUAAUAAUUACAUUCGGACCGAAACUAAAACCGACAGACGAAAUCAGGACAAAAUUACAAAACACAUGGCUUGCUGCAAUGAUUCUAUUUGUGGCAUUACUAGCGGUGAAAGAAGGAAGCAGGAUGCGGCACAUAACGAAUGUGUUAAAAUUCGACGAAAAUUAUAUGAUGCUGGUGUUGCAGACGAUUGCUGCAGCACUUGCUCGCAUUGUUCCAAUUGUUCCUGCCAAAAUGCAGAUGCCACCAGUUGCAGUAGCAUCGAUGACUUGGAUGCUGAUGAUAACGACGAGGAGGGACGAAUGGCACCACACGAGCUGGUGGUGUCGGCAGAAUGUCACCGCUGUAAUUUGCGCCGAAGGUCCACAAUAUCAACGGGAGAAGAGCCAGAAGAGGAAGCUCAGACAGAUGACAAAUUAACAGCGGCCAGCAUUGGCAAACAGGUCGCACAAGAAAAAGAAAAUACUACCACAGAAAGUUCAACGCAUACUAGCCGAAGAAGCAGUGCAAGUUUCUGCUCCUGCCAUUCGAGCACUUGCUGUUGCUGCGAAUGCGACUGUGCGGACGAAGCUGGCGAUGAUGACUGUGAGAGUGCUACAACUGGGCAAAUGCACACCGCUAGGGACACUUCGUGUACGGCUUUAACAUCUGCGGCAGAUUUCGAUGCAGAACAUUCAAGUACCCUGACGCCUUUGACAAAUGCAUCGUCAAUUGCGUCAACGCCAAACGCUGAAGAUGCAGAUGUAACACUGCGCAGUUUCAACAACACAUUAACAGAGGACAUAGGUUCAUCACUUAGUCAAUCCGCAGAAUAUUUCUCACUUUCUUCUGGUAAUCACCAAAGCCAAAAGUCACCCACAGAAACACCAACGCGAAGGAAACUGAAAAUUCCUGGCGAAAUUAAUCCAGCUGAAUCGGUAUCGAAAUCAACCAAUGUUCCAGCGUCUAGUAGGAAGCCCUGCAAGCAUUACAUCAAACAUCAUCGUCAUAAACGGGACACAUCUCCAUUGGAUAGCUACUUAUGACGAAGUGUUUCGCUGGUCGCGUGGCCAGCGAUCGAUGUGAACUCGCUACUUCAGCAGACGAUACGGAAAACAGCCGUUCUCCACGAGCCUGCAAUGGUGCAACAAACGCAAUCACAUGAACUACAGCAGCAAUCCGGGACACGACAUGGGAGCAAUGAUAGUUCGACCGCCACGCUGACACCAUCAAUUACAACAAUCAUCAAAUACCCACCAAUGAAUAGCACAGCCAAUAGCGCUUGUAGCGUCUCAGGCACACCACAACAGAUGUCAUUGCAUUCGCUUAAUGCCGUUACGACGGUAACUACUAUUUGUGGCAGCAACGGUGCUUCUGUGGUAACUACCGCCUCAGCACCAUGUAGUGGUCGUGCAAAACGCACUUCCAAAUUUGCGCCUGCAUCCUCGGAUGCAUUCAGCUGUGACCCCAUGCUUUUUGGGCAGGAGCGACGAUCAACUGAAAUAAUCUUAUAGCCACGUGGCAAUAAUGGAAGCUGCAAACUGAGGGCUAGGGGCUAGAGUGCCAUAUUUAUGUAUUUUACAUAAAUUUAACGGUAUGGAAACGCUAAUACUCGGAUGGCUGCACCUCCCAAUUAAAAAUGUGUUAUUCAUUUUGAUGUUUUUAUUUUGUCGUGCUGCUAUGCUUUCUCUAGUCACUGUUUACCUAUUUUAAUUGGGUUGAAUCCGAAUUUUAUGAUUUGAUAGCAUGAUAUUUAGUAAGAGUUCAAACGCAACUUCGUGUUUAUCAUAAAAUUGGUUGAUAAUUUCCGAUCUACAGCAUAAAGACUGUUUAACGUAAAAUUAUUUUAGAUCACUACGCCCUUGCGCUUUUGGUUACUUGAUCUGAGAUUGCCAUAAGUCAAUAUACAUAUGCGCAUGCUAAAUAUUUUCCUCUCGCCUAAUAUUUGCAGGUAUUAUAGAUUGAUUAUUUAUGAGUGCUGAAAACCCUACGGUUUUCAUAUUGUGUGAAUACGAUUAGAUACAAAAAUAUCUCGAGACUUGGAGAGUUGAAGUUUGUUGUUUCUCGGGGGUUAAAUUGUAAUUUAUUUAAAUUAUGUAACUACGUAUUUGUAAAUUAAUGUAAAGCAAAUAUUUAAGAAUGUAUGAAAAUAGCAAUUUUUUUAUUAAUAAAAGUAGUUUUAGAUCGAAAUUAUGUAAGUGUUAUGCAUUCUAAUAAAAAUUUACAACUUACCUAUAUUUGCAUAUA